AUGAGCUCACAGUCCUCAGGGCGCCAGCGGAUAAAUAUGGAAGAGUACUCGGCAGAAGAAGAGGCAUUAAGUAUCAUUUCAGAGGCAGCUGAUAUCCGGUUAGCUGCCAAGAAGGCUUUUAUGGUUGAAGCCAAAGAAAUACGCUCCAAGGAAAUGGAAAAGCAGCAGAAAGAGUCUGGAUCAGAACAAGAUGACAUUUGUAAUGAUUCUACACAUGAUGCUGCUGCUGUUAAGACUGACGUCGGAGAAUUAGAGAAGAAGUACAAAACUGCUAUGGUAAACAGUGCCCAGCUUAACAAUGAGAAUCAGUCUUUGGUUUACCAGGUGGAGCUUCUGAAAGAUCAGAUGGAGGAGCUUGAUGAGGCACAUACUGAACUACAGCGACAUUAUAAAGAGAAGUGUCGGGAGUCAGACUUUCAGAAGCGAGAUUUACAGAGUUUGGGAAAAGAUUUGAAUGUAUUAAAACAACAGCUUGAAAUCACCAGCAAGUUAUUAGCAGAAAGUGGUUUGAUCAUUCUUGUUAAUGAGAAGGGGGAGCCUGUACUUGAGAAGUCAUCCCAGGUCAAGUUGAGUAACAAUAAUACUGUAUUCCUUGGGAAUGUUGCUCUGGCAUCUACGGAAUCUCAUAGCCUUUUAAAGAAAACUGAAGAAAAAACAUGUGAUACUGCAGCUGUAGCAGCUAAAAAAUCAGCUGAUAGUGUCCAGGUUUCUAACUCUGUUGAUGAAGUUGAUGGGUCCGCAUUUGCAAAAGUUUCAGAUGACUCUAAAGAUGGUGCUGACAGAAUUACUCUGAAUGAUAGUAGUAUUGCAAUAGCAAGCACGCCUGUGUCUUGUGAGAAUGAAGUUGUAAAUGUUGGGCUAACACAGGGAGUUGAAGGGGAUAGAAUCUCUUUGGGUAGUAAAUCAUUGGUAACUCAGAGUGAUAUAGAUUCAGAAUGUCAGGACACAGACAACUCUAGUCUUAUUGUGGGGAAUUCAGUUGGUGCUCAUGAAGCUUCUUCACGUCUUGAAGCAGAACCUGACAAUGUUUUGGCUGAAGAUGACGUUGAUGAAUUCUUUGAUGCAGUUAGCACACCAUCUCCAUCCAGCAAAACUGUUAGUUAUGAUGAGCCGGGAGUUUAUGACCAGAAUGAGUUAACCAGUGAAGGUUCCUCUGUAGACCCAGAGAUCAGAAUUAAAGAAGCCCCCUCUCAUACCAGUACUGAGUUGAGACAAAGCAUUACAUUGGACAAUGUUACAGAGACAGAAAGCAGCACAGAUGUCAUAGAUGAAAGUGAAGCACAUGUUGAUGAAGAAAAUAUCCCUGGGGCUGAAUGUAACACUGAUAUUACUAAUCAAAAUAAAAAUGUUGAUUCCUCAAAAGAGAUUAUUGAAGUUAAGGAAGAACAAACAGUUCUUUUAGAAACGUCAGACAGUAAUCAAACAGAGAUUGGAGAUUUUCCAAAUGAAAAGCCGGCUAGUGCAGAUAAUUUAGUGGAAGAAGCCAUUCCAGAAGAUAAACCAGGUGAGGAAGGCAAUUUAGGAACUGGUGUCAUACAUAUCAACAAAGAUUCUCAGGAAGUUUUCUGUGAUAUUUUGCAAGAUGUUGUACCAGUGGAUGCUGUAGCAAGUCCAGAAGAGGAGGUGAUGGAUGAGCAAAACAAAUCAGAUAUUACUCAACCACUAUCUUGUGAAGUACCAGAUAGCACUGCUGUAAAUUUGGAAAGUAAUGUUUGUGUUCCUUGUUUGUCAGAAGAAACACCACAGGUGUCUGCAGACAGGCAAGACAUAGAUGUUACUGCAGAAGAAAAAGGAGAUACAGAAUCAGAUACACUGAGUGCAGAAGGUGCUUCUGAUGUAAAUGAUACUCAGGAUGUGGGACAGGAGGCUAGUAUUGAUGAAUCUCUAGUUUAUGAUAGUCAGAACAUUAGUUCUGAGAAAGGUAAUGAGGAACCAAAUGUGCCAGGUACUACAGAGAUUUUACCUCAUGAUGCCUUUGAAAAACCAGAUACUGAAAACAAAACGGAUACAGAAGCAGACAUAGGAGAACAGUCGUCAAAAAGUAUACUAAAUACAGAAACUGAGAAUAAAGAUGAAGAAAAUCUUGUUUGUAAUGAUAUUAUUGAAACGGGGGACUCAAGGGUGGCUAGCUUAGAAGAAGAAGAUGCCAGUUGUAGUAUUGAGCAUACUAACAAUAACACUGAAGAAAAUGAAUGUGAAGAUGACACAGACUUCCCUGUAAAAGAUUCUUCAAAGCUGGCAGUUAGAACUACAAGUGUUGGAGGUUCUGAGGCUUCAGAAGGAGCUGUUGUUGAUGACUAUGAUUUAGAUGACAUUGAUGAUGUGCUGAGUACUGAUGCCCCAUCACAUAGUGGGGCAGAUUUGAACACAGCCCCAAGCAGUGAAGCUGUAGCAACAGAACCACUUGUUCACGAGAACAAGAGUAAUGCGAAUUCACCUGGCAAGAUUGAUGAGGAUAAAGAAGGGGGCGCUAAAGCUAAAGGCAGUAAGAAAAGCAAAAAAACUGGCAAGAAAAGCCACUCAGAGAAAGCAGAAAAGAGUAAAUCAGGCGAAAAAGAGAGCAAAGAUAAAGCAGAAAAGACUAAAAGUAAAGAAAAACCAGAGAAGAGUAGGUCGAGUAAGAAAGAGUCUUCUCAUGAAAAGAAGACAGAGAAAAGUAAGAACAAAAAAGAUGUGGCUCAGGAUAACAGGUCAGAAUCUGUUAGUGGGGAGGAGGACAAGCAUAGCAUUGCUGAAUCACAAACAUCACUUGAACCAGAUGACUUGGAACGGGCUCUUGACAAGCAGAUGUUGGAGUCUGAAAAAUUAAAGUCUCCGAAGAAAUCAACCAAAAAAUUGUCUAUUUUCAAGAAGGUCUUCAAGUGA
Messenger RNA from Candidula unifasciata, 2865 nucleotides. The record is from the annotation of a GenBank genome assembly. NCBI's taxonomy places the organism in Eukaryota, Metazoa, Mollusca, Gastropoda, Stylommatophora, Geomitridae.